This is a messenger RNA of Morus notabilis, 1678 nucleotides long. RefSeq names its product SWR1 complex subunit 2. Gene Ontology annotation, molecular function: ATP-dependent H2AZ histone chaperone activity. The transcript has 12 exons. NCBI's taxonomy places the organism in Eukaryota, Viridiplantae, Streptophyta, Magnoliopsida, Rosales, Moraceae. Bases 101 to 1189 code for a protein of 362 amino acids. Gene Ontology annotation, cellular component: nucleus. The record is from RefSeq and is a predicted model, not a curated record. Gene Ontology annotation, biological process: regulation of DNA-templated transcription; chromatin remodeling.
AGCCGGUGAAUUAGGGCAUAUUCCGAUCUCCGACUCAUCAGUUCAGACUCUACUUUCAGAUACGCGCAGAACUCUGCUUUCUUUUUCAUUAUCGUCAGCCAUGGACGCUUCCAAUGACGACCCUCCCGUUUUUCUUGAUCGAACCUCUCGGGUCACCAGAGGAAAGAGGAUGACCAAAUUGGUGGACGACGAAACCGAAGAGGACGAGUUGUUCUGGAGCCAGGACGCUCUUAAAGAGGAAGAGAAUGAUGUUAACUAUGAAGAAGAACCGGAGGUUGUUGAUGAAUUCGACAGCGAUUUUGACGAAGAUGAGCCAGAGCCUGACGAAGAUGCAGAAAACAAUGAAACAGAUGAAAGGGCACGGCCCAAGAAGCGGUUGAUAUUUCCGGGAAAGACAUUGGCAAAGAAAAAGAAGAAGAAGAAGAAAGUGCUAUCAAAAUUAGAAGAGAAUUCUAAGAAUGAGGCAGAGAAAGCGGAAAAUCAAGAGUCUGCAGAACAGCAGCACGAUGCCCCUGAGGAUGGAGGAGAAGGAGAACGAAUUGUGAGGAAGUCGACGAGGACUGCGGUCAUCAAUAGACAAGCUGAGAGAGAUGCCAUACGUGCAGCGUUGCAAGCCACAAUGAGGCCAAUAAAAAGGAAAAAGGAAGGUGAGGAGAAGAAGAUGACUCAAGAGGAGAUGCUUUUGGAAGCAGCCCAAACAGAAAUCAUGAACUUGAGGAAUUUGGAGCGUGUUUUGGCAAGGGAGGAAGAAGUUAAGAAAAGAGCAAUUGUGCAUAAAGCUGUGUACAACGGCCCACAGAUAAGAUACUAUUCUAAAGAUGGUCGUUCUUUCCUGGAAUUUAGUAAAGGAACAUCGUUUCAGUCAGAGAUAUCUACGGCUUCUGUUUCAUAUCCCAAGAAAGCCGUUUGUGCAGUUACUGGUUUACCUGCCAAGUACCGUGAUCCAAAGACGGGGUUGCCUUAUGCAACAAAAGAAGCUUUUCAAAUUUUAUGCAAACGUUUUCAGGAUGAAAAUCAUGGUAUCCGAAAAGACAUGGACAUGGGAAAUCUAUUUGAUUCACUUUCUGAGAAAGGGUUUUUGGAAAGGCGGAGGAGAUCGGGGAGGCCGCGUAAGAAUGAAGUGUCAAAUUCCCGACAGUUUGCACGUUUCCGCAGAUUUCCAUUACUGGAGGAUGAAGAUUCUGAUUAGCUGCCCCAUGUGGCAUCAGGUUGCGACACCGUUGGUCUGCCAUCGAGACACGUGACAAAAGGUGGUGAAAGCAGCGUGUAUAGUGUUUGAUUUUUUCUUCGACUACCGAUUAAUGCAAGCUGACCGAACAAUCACCCUUGGUUGUUAGAAGAUUGACUAUGUUUUGCUGUUAAUGUUCUUAAUCUACUGACUAUCCCGUUCUUUCAUUAGGAAAAAGAAAAAAGAUCACAUAAUCCCAUUUGGGCAGUAGCUCUCGAAAUUCGUUUGGGGCUAAGUGUUUCGUUUCUCAAUUGGGACGUUAUGCUACACUGCUGCUGGCAGAUUGACAUUGUUGACCUUUUUUCACAAACCCUAGAACGUGUCAAAAUGUCAGUUUGACUCCUAACUUAUGACCUUUGAGGGAUUUAUAAACGACAUCUUCCACGUGUUUAUGAACUUCAAACAAAUUGGGGAAAAAUAUGAGAGAAAGUAAAAAAAAAAAAAAAAAAA